AUGCGUUCAUCAACUUUGUUAUCACUCGUUGCUCUUGCUGCACACGCACAAGCCGUCAAACUCAGUAAAACGGAGUUCAGCGUGUUGGUGUCUUCGAGACCUGCGUUGAUUCUGUUCAAAGCAGACGGCUGCAAGGAGUGUGAUAGAGUUCAAGCAGUUCUGGACAGGGCGUCGCCAGCACUCACAAACACUGCCAUUGCUUCUGUCAACUGCAACGACGAACCAACCGUGUGCGAUGACUCUCAGGUCUUCACAGUCCCCACGUUGAAGUUUACAACCGGCAACAAAAAGCUGGUCACUUACAAAGAAGGUUUAGACGCGUCAUCGGUUGUCAAAUAUAUCGAGCGGCAAUCGGGUUCUCCCGUUGUAGAUCUUACCGAAGAGAACCGUCUCGAUUUCGCGAGGUCAUCUCGAGUGGCAGUCAUUGCCUUUCUUGGUUCGGACAAUCAGCUUGAGCGCAAGACCUUUGACGCUGUCGCUGAGAAAUGGAGAGCGCAUUACAGUUUUGGUUCUGUUUAUGGCCUUGAGAAAGACAGCAAGGGUCCUUCCAUUGCUGUUUAUACUCAAGAGGAAGAGGACCCAGUUUACUACCGCGGGCCUUUCACCGUCACGAGUGUCGAGGCCUUUUUGCACGAUGCAACCCAGCCGCUGAUUCGCGAAUAUGAUCCCAUCGUUCAUGAAGAAGCGAUGAAGGGGGAGAAACCACUGGCCCAGAUAUUCUUCAACAACCGCGACGAUCGCGCUGAGCUUGUCAAGUCUCUGGCUUCUCUUGCUAAGAAGUACAAGGACCAGCUUUCCUUCGUGACGGUCCUUGCGGCAGAUUACCCCAAGAGAUGCGAGCAGAUGCAUCUCAGCAAAGACAUCAAGCGUGGUUUCGCCAUUGCAAAUCAACACGGUAGAGCGUAUCCCAUGUCUGAAAAGGUGUUCAACGCCAAUAGGAUCACUAAGCAUGUAGCUGCUUACCUGGCUGGCUCAUUAACACCUAGCAUCAAGUCAGAGCCAGUGCCCGAGGAGUCGACUUCACAGCCUUUCUUGACAAAGUUGGUGGGCAGUAAUUUUGACGACUUGGUUUUUGACACGUCUAAGGAUGUCUUGGUUGAGUUCUACGUACCGUGGUGUCAAUACUGUAUCGAUUUACACGCUGUGCUGAACCAGCUUGGUUCCAAGUACGCAGAGCUUGGGCUUUCCGACAAAGCUGCUCUGGCUACGAUUAACGUCGAUGCGAAUGAUGUACCAAUUGAGAUUGACUCGUAUCCUUCCAUCAGAUUGUAUCGUGCUGGCACAAAUGAGAUUGUGUCUUUCAAAGGCAACUUUACUGAGAUGUUGACGCUAGAAGAGUUAGAUAGUUUUGUCUCUCAGGAAGGAAGUCAUGGAGUCAGCGCAUUCAAUGGGAACAAAGCUCAUGACGAGCUGUAG
This is a messenger RNA of Fusarium mangiferae, 1416 nucleotides long. Its product is annotated as putative protein disulfide-isomerase precursor. The record is from RefSeq and is a predicted model, not a curated record. The transcript is spliced from 4 exons. NCBI's taxonomy places the organism in Eukaryota, Fungi, Ascomycota, Sordariomycetes, Hypocreales, Nectriaceae. Gene Ontology annotation, biological process: response to endoplasmic reticulum stress; protein folding. The coding region runs from base 1 to 1416 and encodes 471 amino acids. Gene Ontology annotation, cellular component: endoplasmic reticulum. Gene Ontology annotation, molecular function: protein disulfide isomerase activity.